Molecule: messenger RNA, 1443 nt
Organism: Dentiscutata erythropus
Lineage: Eukaryota; Fungi; Glomeromycota; Glomeromycetes; Diversisporales; Gigasporaceae
Source: the annotation of a GenBank genome assembly
AUGUCAAGCGAAUCUAAUAAUAAAAGAACGGUGCGCCUUCAAAUCCCUGCCUCAAAUUCAGAUGAAACUACGCAACUUCCUAGUUUAAAAGCUUCGAGGCAAUUGGCUCUUGACAAAAUUGUUAACGAAAUUGGAAUGGGAAAAUUUCAAAAACAACUUUUGUUUUUAUGUGGGUUAGGAUGGCUUUCUGAUAAUAUGUGGAUUCAGUGUGUAGUAGUCAUAUUACCAAGAAUCAGAGUACAUUAUAAUGUGAAUGAAAAGUUUAUUGGCGUAUUAUCUAGCUCUAUGUCUACAGGCAUGAUGAUAGGAGCUUUGUUUUGGGGUGUCCUUUCCGACACCUAUGGCCGUAAAAAGGCCUUUAAUCUUACCUUGUUUUUCACCGCCCUUUUUGGCAUCAGCUCGGCCUUUACGCAAAGUUUCGUCCAGCUAUGCAUUCUAUUAUUUCUUACGGGAUUUAGCGUUGGUGGAAAUAUGCCUGUUGAUGGUGCCUUAUUCCUGGAAUUUAUACCAAAAUCCCAUCAAUAUCUUCUUACUUCAUUGUCCAUCUUCUUUUCAUUUGGUGCCGUUCUUACUUCAAUUUUUGCUUAUUUGGUUUUACCCCAGAAUAGUUGUGUAGAAUCAUUUAAAAAAAGUUGUAAUGUUAAUGAACAUAACAAUGGUUGGAGAUACAUGUUAGGUAUUCUGGGAAUACUGACUUUCAUAAUGUUUGUUUGUCGUAUAAUAUUUUUCCGUCUUCAAGAAUCACCAAAGUUUCUUAUCUCACAAGAUCAAAUACACGAUGCUGUCGUUGUCUUACGCAAAAUUGCUAAAAUAAAUGGAAAUCCUAUAGAUAUUAAAGAAAGUGAUAUCCAAUCUGCAGCUAUGAAUUCGAAUUCCAAUUAUACAGAAUCAUUUACCAGUGAUGCUCCUCAAUCUCAAGUUGGAUUUUUUUCUGAUCCUAUGCAAUGGUUUUCGUUAAAACUUAAUCCGAUCAAACCACUAUUCAGUAGAAGAUGGAUUAAAACAACUAUUCUUGUGUGGGCCAUUUGGACACUUGUCGCUUUUGCUUAUGUUAUGUUUAAUGUUUUUUUACCUACAUAUUUAGAAUGGCUAGGUUUGGGUGAUGAUGAGGAUACUGAUGGUAUAACUUUAAUACGAGAGGUAUUAAGAGAUUAUGUGAUAUACUCUAUUUGUGGGAUUCCAGGCUCUAUAUUCGGAUCAUUCCUUAUUGAAACAAUAUUAGGUCGCAAGGGUAGUAUGGCUAUAGCGACUUUUGGAACUUCUCUGGCAGUAUUCAUGUUCUCUACUGUCCGUUCUCGUACCGGUGAAGUUGUUUCUUCAGCAGUUGUCAGUCUUUUGGCGACUCUUAAUUAUGCUGUAAUAUAUGGGUACACACCUGAAGUAUUUGAAGUUAAACUAAGAGGUACUGCAUGCGGAAUUAGUUCAGCACUUGGAAGAAUGUAA